This is a messenger RNA of Pseudoliparis swirei, 1584 nucleotides long. RefSeq names its product VAMP (vesicle-associated membrane protein)-associated protein A, like (gene vapal). Gene Ontology annotation, molecular function: FFAT motif binding. The coding region runs from base 117 to 854 and encodes 245 amino acids. Gene Ontology annotation, cellular component: plasma membrane; endoplasmic reticulum membrane. NCBI's taxonomy places the organism in Eukaryota, Metazoa, Chordata, Actinopteri, Perciformes, Liparidae. Gene Ontology annotation, biological process: neuron projection development. The record is from RefSeq and is a predicted model, not a curated record. The transcript has 6 exons.
UGCUCGUUCGCGGAGCUCAGUCAGCGUUUGACUCCGUAGUGGCAGCAGGGGAGCGAGGAUUUCCACUUGUCAGUUAUUCCCCGAUACCGAAAUCAAGUGCAUCCCCAACGGCUAAAAUGUCAAAGUUGGAUCAGAUCCUUGUCCUCGACCCUCCCUGCGACCUCAAAUUCAAAGGUCCUUUCACAGAUGUCGUCACCACCAACCUCAAACUGAGGAACCCGUCUGACAGAAAAGUGUGUUUCAAAGUGAAGACGACUGCGCCGCGCAGAUACUGUGUACGGCCAAACAGCGGCGUCAUCGAUCCCGGAGCAACUGUCGUUAUCUCUGUCAUGCUGCAGCCCUUUGAUUACGACCCGAAUGAGAAAAGUAAACACAAAUUCAUGGUGCAGACCAUUUUUGCCCCGUCAACUGUUUCUGACAUGGAUAUUUUGUGGAAAGAGGCCAAACCCGAUGAUCUCAUGGAUUCCAAGCUGAGAUGUGUCUUUGAGCUCCCUUCAGAAAACGAUAAAGUGAAUGACGUCGAGGCGACCAAAGCGGCCCCCGUGAUGAACUCUGCGAAGGCCGACUCCUCAGCAGCCACGGUGCCGGCAUCUGCCUCGGCGGACGACGCCGAGAUGAAGAAAGUGCAGGAGAAGUGCAAGAGGAUGCAAUCUGAGAUGAGCAAGCUGGUUGAUGAGAACCGGCAAUUAAAGGAUGAUGGCAUUAGGAUGAGAAAGAUACCUCGCUCAGACCACAUGACCUCAAACUCAACUAGCCUCCUCGGCCGAGAAGCCAGCACUGCCUCCCUGCCCUCCCUCCUCGUCAUCAUAGCGGCCAUCUUCAUCGGAUUCUUCCUAGGGAAGUUCAUCUUGUAGGCUGGGAGAUGCAUGCCAGCCGCAUCCCCCCCGGCUCCGGAUUAAAACAGGCCUGGAAAAAAACAAGAAGUCUUUGUGUUGACUUUGCCAUAUCAUUGGUCGUGUGGCCUACAGUGAACACAUCUGUACAGCAUCAUUCAAAGGCGUCGCCUUUUUACAAUCUCACGCGGUUACACACACAGUUGAGAAAAGAAAGGCGAUGAAAAAAGUGAAUGUUCCCUUUUUUUUGUGUUCUGUUUUUUGAUGGCUGGAUUAUAUACAGGUAAUGUGGUGGGACAGUGAAGAUGCACCGAGAGUGACCCAUGGGCAGCAGGCAGUCAUAAGAUCCUUUUUUUCUUUCUCUCUUUCUCUGUUUUUAAUAGGAAUUGAUUGGAAUGUUAGGUGUCUUGUAAAUGUUUUAAAUCCUUUUAAACCAAAAAAAGGAAAGAACUUCCAUAAAAUGACCUUGCUACCUGUUGCUGGAUUGCCUCUGAAGUAAAUCUGUUCAGUUUGUAAUUUCUACUUCUCGUCUUGGAAUGUCCAGGUCCAGCUGGGGAUGAUAUCGGUGCCUCCUUCUUGUAUGUUUCUUUCCUUUUCCUCACAACACCAAUGCAGACUUUAUAAUUAUUUUAUUAUUAUUACACAAAUCGUAUAUAUUCCCUCUGAGGCAAAUAUUGACUGAAAUACGGUCUCCAUUCUUAAAAUUCUGUCCCAUGGUAUUAAGCAUUGAAGAAAUAAAAAUGAAACUUAU